AUGGAAAUGUUGAACUGUGUUUUUGUCUUGUCUAUAUGGGUGGAUGAGCUAGGGAAUAUGUUGUGAAACUGUUUUUUUUUAUUGUAGUCAGUUUGUGUUGAUCAACAGGUUGCAUUUGCCCCUCUAGAGUAAGCAUGUUGGUAUGUGGCAUCUGAUGUGGGCUGAGACCAUGCAUUAGUACUGUUUUAACACAAAGGACACAUUAAGUUGUGGCCUAUACCAGAAAAAAAGCACUUGACCUUCAAUAUGUUCACUCCCAAUCCACCAUGGCUGCCAUAUAUCAACAAACAUAUUUUCCAGAUACUCAUCAAGUGUAUUAAGCCCUGAAUAAGCAUUUGGCAGCAAACAGCUUUAUGUGUUGUCAUAUUGAAUGCUGAUAUAUCAUAAAACACUGCAGUAACUGCUCGGGAAUGAAAAUAGCCUAGACGGGAAAAUGUAUAUUGAGACUAAUUGUGCGUUAAUUUAUUGGACAGGCGCGCCUAAAAUCAUUAGUCUAUAAAUGUAGAAUAUUUCCAUACAUUUCACGAGUCAUUUAAGCUCUCCGAAACAGUGCAUGCUUUAAUUUCACGCAGCUCACUGUCGCAGCAGGACAUAAAACGGAUUGUGUGCGUGUGACUAGGCUACUAUUUUCCCCUAACCGACCGCCUUCUAGCAUCCCAGCGAAUACCAGGGAGACUGGCUGGCUGCAUUUCAUUUGGCCACUGGUGUGGUGGCAGUUUGAAAAGUUGCACUCUGCUAUCACUCAGUCGGGACGGAGUUGUUUUCUCUGCCGUUUGUGAAGUGAUGCUUGCUUUGCGUCAGCCCAGCACUGCCGUCCCCGUUUCGCCUUCUGUGGGUAUCUUCAUGUAGUGGAAUUAUCAUUGUUCCGAACGGCAGACUCCCUCACAUGAAGAGCCCUCACUACGCUCAGGACCAGGAAGUAUCACAAGAGGCCAACCAGGAAGCACAGUGCCCCUUCAACUUUGACCCCUAAACAGACCCUCUGUUUUUCUCAGACGGUAGCCUUUUAUAAAGCCCUGUUUACGCCACUGGAGCUGUGGAUAAGGAGAGGCUCUUGAGGAGUGGCCUGUGGUGGAUGGUUCUUGAGAGGCCCCGGACGACAGAACAGACAAGAACGACGUGAGACAUUCCACGAGGAACGAGGGGAUCGAGUCAGACGGGGGGAGAGAGAGAGAGAGAGAGAGAGAGAGAGAGAGAUAGAGAGAAGAUAGCAAAAAAGGAGGGCCGGAGACAAGGUGUGAAAGACAGCGGACAAGUGGCAAAUUCCCCAAGGCUGAAGUCAACACACACGCACAGGCGCCCAGAAACACAGAACAGGGGCUACCGCAGAGCGAGCUCCGACUCUAGAGACACACACUCACACACACACACACACACCUCAACACAGGCUCGCUCUGGGGGAUUUAGUCCAGAUGUGGAGAUAAACCAGACAGGAGUGUACCACCGUCCAAAAUACUUUUCUUUUUAUAUCCCCGCUGACCUCCAUAUCCUGGAUAUUAUAUUAUUUCGCUUUAAUUAUUUUUUGUAUUGAUUACAUUUUUCGCCAGCCCCUCUGCCUACGACUUCCAGUAACCAUGACAUGGUGGUUGAGCUGUAGGGAGUUGUGGACGGUUUAGCGCCAGUAAGACUUGAGUGUUUGGAUCGCAGACGACGGGACUUGUUGGGGCCGGCGACACACAGCAGUACUAGUGGUGGUGGUGGGUGUGUUGCUGCAGCCAUCAUGUCGUGGAAAAGGAACUACUUUGCCUCGGGCAGCAGUGGCCUUCAGGGCAUCUUUACGCCGCGCACCAUGACCUCCAUCGCCCCCAGCAAGGGGCUCAUCAACGAGCCGGGACAGAACAGCUGCUUCCUCAACAGCGCACUGCAGGUGUUGUGGCAUCUGGACAUAUUCCGCCGGAGCUUCAGACAGCUGACGUCCCACAAGUGCAUGGAGGAUUCCUGCAUCUUCUGUGCCCUCAAGAGCAUCUUUGCCCAGUUCCAGUUCAGCAGUGAGAAGGUGUUGCCGUCGGAUGCGUUGCGUAGUGCGCUGGCCAAGACCUUCCAGGACGAGCAGCGCUUCCAGCUGGGCAUCAUGGAUGACGCGGCAGAGUGCUUCGAGAACAUCCUGAUGCGUAUCCACUUCCACAUUUCCAAUGAGACCAAGGAGGACAUCUGCACAGCAAAGCACUGCAUACCACACCAGAAGUUCGCCAUGACGCUCUUCGAACAGUGUGUGUGCAGUAGCUGUGGAGCGUCAUCAGACCCCCUGUCCUUCAUCCAGAUGGUUCACUACAUCUCCACUACCUCUCUCUGUAACCAGGCGGUGCGUAUGUUGGAGUGUCGUGAGAAGCCCACGCCCGACAUGUUUGGAGAGCUACUGAGAAACGCCAGCACCAUGGGAGACCUACGCAACUGCCCUGGUAACUGUGGUGAGAAGCUGCGUAUCCGGCGUGUCCUGAUGAACUCCCCCGAGAUCAUCACCAUCGGCCUGGUGUGGGACUCGGACCACUCGGACCUGGCAGAGGACGUCAUACACAGCCUGGGGACAAUACUGAGGCUGGGGGAUUUGUUCUACCGGGUGACGGAGGACAAGGCUAAGCAGUCGGAGCUCUAUCUGGUGGGCAUGGUCUGCUACUACGGCAAGCACUACUCCACCUUCUUCUUCCAGACCAAGAUCCGCAAGUGGAUGUACUUCGACGACGCCCACGUCAAGGAGAUUGGGCCUAAGUGGAAGGAUGUGGUCUCUCGGUGUAUAAAGGGCCACUACCAGCCGCUGCUGCUGCUCUAUGCUGACCCCCGGGGGACGCCGGUGGUAGCACAGGACCAGGGCUCGCGCCUCGACCUGCACUACAUCAACAAGGCCCACUACGACAGCGAGGACUCGGGCCGGGAGCCCUCCAUCUCCAGCGACACGCGUACAGACUCGUCCACAGACAGCUACAGCUACCUGCACUCCCACUCGCACCAUGAGUCCAUGGCCAGCCACUUCUCCUCCGACUCCCAGGGCACCGUCAUCUGCAAUCCGGACAACAACGACAACGCAUCGCACAGCAGCCUGGAGAACACAGGCCCAGUAACGGACAGCGAGCCCCUGUCACGCCACCCCUUCAGGAAGUCUGGGCAGACGGACAAGAAAGGCGGGACUUCAGACAGGAAGAGGAGCACAAGUCGACCGCGGCGCUUUGACGACCGUAGCCGAGGCUCGCGUAACGACGAGGUGUCAUCGGCCGGUUACCACAGCGAAGGUGAGACUCUAAAAGAGCAGCAGGCUCCUCGCGCCGCCCCCAAGCCCUCGUCUGGCAGCCGGCUGCGGGACUUUAAAGAGACGAUGAGCAACAUCAUCCACAGCCGGCCGCUCUCCUCCUCCACCUCCAUCAUCAACACGGCCAGCGGCAGCAUAGGCGGCAGCAGCAGCAGCGGCGGCGGGGUUGGUACCAGUGGAGGCAUUAUGGGUGUCAACGGGUCGGAGCCGGGCGCCCAGGGCUCCUGCGACUGGGAGGCGGACAGCACCAGCAGCGAGUCCAAGUCCAGCUCCACGUCGGGGGGCGGCAGCGGAAGCGGUCGGUACCGGCCCGCCUGGAGGCCGCGGAGAGAGGCCCUGAACAUCGACAGCAUCUUCAGCCGGGAGAGGAGGCGGCAGGCCGGGUACAGCCCGCUCAACGCCGGGCCCCUCCACGAGGACGGAGGAGGAUCGCCCGGCGCGCAGCAGCAGCAGCAGCACGAAAGCCAACACCACAACGCCAACACCACCACCACAGCCACCACGGCAACCAUCACCACGGCAUCCACCAACAACAACAACGCAGCGGCGCAGUCAUCCACGGCAGCCGGCCAGCUCAACAUCCCGCCCACAGCCACGGGGACAGCGCCCCCUUCUCUGGGGACGGGGACAGGGCUGCGCAGCAGCAACAGGUGGCUGGAGCAGCAGCAUCAUCAGCAGCAUCAGCAGCAGGCGCGCCUGAUCCAGAGGAUGGAGAGCGGAUACGAGAGCAGCGAGAGGAACAGCAACAGUCCUGUCAGCCUGGACUUACCCCUCGUGGACACGCUCAACACCACACACACACACAGGGACGGCGGUGUGAAGAAGCCCUCGGCCCCUAACGUUGGUCCGUCCUGGCGGAGCGUGCCAAAGUCCAAGAGCAGCAGCGCCCUCCUGCAGGAUGCCACAGCCGCCACUAAAGGCAGCAACACGCAGAACAGCCAGGGUGUGAGUGAGGGCCGCAGUGAGCUGGACGAGCUCCAGGAGGAGGUGGCGAGGAGAGCCAAGGAGCAGGAGCAGCAGCGGAGGAAGGAGAAGGAGAGGGAGGCCGCCAUGGGCUUCAACCCCCGGCCCAGCAAGUUCAUGGACCUGGACCAGCUGCAGAGCCAGGGGAAGGCGGACGGCUUUGAGCGGUGUGUGUCCGAGGCGGACGCCCUGCUAGACCAGUCUCUUCGGCUGGAGCAGGCCGGGGAGGUGGCCGCCGCACUCUCUGUAGUUAACGAAGCCGUGUCUAAGCUCAGGCAUCCCAUGCAUGGGGGCGGUAACAAUGGCACUAACGGCAGUGGCGCUAGGGCUGCGUCUGCUGCGCCUGCGUCUGCGGCCUGCGAGGCGCGACUGCACCGGUGCAUGAGGAGAGCACGGGGCCUGCAGUCACGCAUGCAGCAGGAGGUGCAACAACAACAAGAGGAGGAGGAGAAGGAGGAGAGGACAGGAAGACGAGAGGAGGAGGAGGAAGAGGAGAAGGAGGAGGCGGAGAAGGAGAGACCACAGCAGCAGACACACAGUGAAGAGUCUGGCCCGGUCCGAAUUCUUCUGACAGCGGCCUCUGAAGAGGAGCGCCUCGUGCUGACCCGGCAGGAUUCCCUCCCCAGGCCCAGCAGAACCACCGACACCAGAACCAGCGCCCCUAGCACCCCCAGCACCCCCGUCCCCGUCACCAGCCCCACACACCCCGUAAACCCACACACCACCGCCACCAUCAUCAACAACAGCACCAUCAGUACCCCCGCUGCUAUAAUGCCUGCCGCUCAGGUCUUGCCCCCCUCCUCCACCCCCACGAGCCUGCACCCCCCCUCUGCAACACCCCCUUCCCGCCCUGUGCCAACAUCUUGCAUCGUGGGUAUCGUGGCAGACGGUGGCGUCCCCCGCCCCGUGGUGAUGGUGGGCAGCACUUCCCCCGAGGGCCCCCGGUGGGACGGGGUUGGCGCGUCGAGUGCGAGUGACAAGCGCAGCGGCCAGCCGACAAGCCUCUCGCCUGCCGGGCUGCUCCAGUCGCCCAAUCAGCCACCAGUGUCCCCUGCGUACUGGAACGGCCACACCCCUCCCGCUCAUGGCCAAUCACAUGGCAGCAUGCAUCCACCACCGCGCGCACGUAGCCCAUCACCGGCCCGCCCCUGCCCACAAGACCCUGCGUUGUUGCCCGGACGACACUCUUCAUCCUCUUCCACCACCCACUCUUACCCUCUGCCCAAUGGGGUGCCUUCCAGCGAGCCUAAGACCCACCUCCAUCCACCUUCUCCGGGCCCGGUAGCCAAUCACAGCAGCGGCAGGUGUGGGGCGGCUCAAUCAGGCGGCACUCUGGCGCACGACCCGCCCCACCUCCAGGUCCCCCACCUCGCGGAGUUGUCCGGCUCCCCUGCUGUAGGUCCAUGUCCCCAGCAGGUGGCCCGCUCCUCCCCCUCCCCACCUCCGGAGGCCUGGGCUGGGGCGCGCAUGCCCGUGGAGCGCUGGGCCGAGAACGUCAACCGCUACUACAACUCCCAGACUGCCUUGCAGGCCCCCGAGCCCUCCUCCCCAGCCAACGAGGAGCUGUCUGAGUUGGAGACGCUGUACCAGGCCAGCCUGCAGGCCCCCUCGCUGCCACGCUACCCCCGCGGACUCAGCCCCCAGCCCCCACCCAGACCAGGCUCUGCGGCCAGGAAGCUCCUGCACAGUGGAACUCUGGGCCGCUCCAAAACCCCCACUGCAGAGAUCGAGAGGCACGCCUACAGAACACCCGGCUACACCAGCACCCCACAGACACACACCAAGCCGGUGUGUGUGGUGGAGCGUGAGGGGUUGGUGGAGAAUGAUGAGUCGUACAGUGCGGACAACUUGCGUCGCCUGGCCCGCAGUAUGAGUGGCACCGCCAUCGCCGGACGAGCUGACACACUACCAUCUUCACGAAGCUUUGACACCUCUAUCACCGGGAUGCCAAAGCAUGCAGGUGCGCGGGUCAUCACGCGUCAACAUAGCUCCUCCUCCUCCUCCCCACACCACUUCGUCCUCCCUCACCACAACCCCCACCUCCACUCCCAAACCCUGCCACACCCCAACCACCUCCAUCACUCCCACCCUCUCCCCAAUCCUCACACCCAUACCCAUACCCUCCCCCACCCCCAUCACCAUCACCAUCACGUGCCCCCAUCACACCCAAACCAGCAGCCGUCUCGGGGACUCCCAGGAGAUGCCCAGAAGUGCCACCCCUUUCUGGCUGUGUUUGACCGGAGUGAAGCUGCCCAGCGCGACCCCUACCACAACGCCACCAUGAGCUACGGCACGCUCCCGCGGGCACCUCGACGGCCACCUCCUCAGGGGUCCUCGCAAGAGCCCCCCCCAUUCCUCUCCUCCUCCCUCCCCAGGGCCAUGAACGCCCCCCCGGCCCCCGCCCCCCUGGGCCCAGGCCCUGCGGCUCGGCACUGGGGGCCUGUGGACUCCGGCUACGCCACCCUGGCACACACCCGCCGAGGUGGCUCCGCCGCGCCCCAUGACCGGCCCAUUGACGCACCCUACAGGCGAGAAGCAGUACCACCACCAACACAUCCACAGGGGGCCCAGCACCACGCGCUCCGCAUCCCACAUACGCAAGCCCCGGCCCCGAUGCGUCGUCUGGACGUGCCCCCGGAGGGAGACUGGAGGACCCAGAGCCAGGUACACAUGGGCAGCAUGGUGGGGGGUGGCGGUGGUGGCCAGACCCUGCCCAGGUCAGAGUCCCGCCAGAGGCUACCGGCCAGGAGCCCUGCUGGCCCGACUCCGCUGUGUAUACUGUGCCAGCGCGCCAGCGCAGACCCCUUGAGUGCCUACUGCCGCUCCUGUGGGGCACACGUGACCCGCUACUGCACCGCCAGCUGAACCCGGAUGGGAAGCAACCAGGACCGGACUGGAUUGGACUUGGCCACGCCAGAAUGGAACUGACUGGACUUGAGAAGAAGCGGAUGGGAUUGGAUCGGCCCUGCCGCUCAGUCUCUAGUACCUGCAGUUUGCUGCCUCUUUGACACACAUGCAUGCUGCUUUGCUCUCAUCGCCAAACACCGCUGCCAAUGCAGAGCAUCACACCAAGUCCCUGAGAUACACCAAGUCGCAGAAUCAGUGUAAUAUGGAGCUACAGUUGAUGAAAAAGCAUAUUUAGCUUCAUUCCUCAUUCUCUCUCUCUCUCUCUCUCUCUCUCUCUCUCUCUCUCUCUCUCUCUCUCUCUCUCUCUCUCUCUCUCUCUCUCUCUCUCGUUCUCUCUCUCUCCUCUUUAAAACCUCCUGACAUUUUCUUCACAAGGUUGUGUGGAAGGAUGUAUUAACAGUAUGGGUGAUGGAAAUUUACAGAAGGCUGGAGGAGAUUUGCAGUACAAACAAGACUUCAACCCUGUUCUCCUAAUACCCUCCUCACAGUGCCAUCUCCUCUCUCCUCCACUCCUCCACUCCUUAAGCACACGGCCUCUGGACUGGCCUGUGCAUUCUUCCCCACACCACCAGGUGCACGGGCUGGGAAUGACCUCUGGUUCCUGCUAGUCUCAGUACGAAUCCGUAUCGUAUGCUCCUAAGUGCCCUGUCCUCUUUGAUCCAGGCACUCGUUUUUGUAGUGAGAGGAGUAGGCUCUGGAUGCAUGGAUGUUGACUUUGUUGUCCUCCCCGAGUCUGCAAUUUGUGGACUCCCAAGGCUGCUCCUCUCACCUGAGACUAUGUUGUUUUGAAGUUGGACACUAGUCAUACAUUGCUUGGCUAUGCUCACAAAAAGACUGAAAUAAAGCCAGUAACAACCAGUGAGCACCCACAAAAGAGCUUUUAUUAAAACAUAUUUGACAUUUCGGCUAUGCGCCCAGCGUACAGAUGUGCCUGUUUCAGGCCCACACAGUUUUUGAAAUAGCUCCCCGUUGUGGGAGACCCACUGGUGCCACUGGCAGGUAGCAGACGUUGCCUAUAAUAGGCCUACUGUACAUGGCCUCCUUGGCUGGAGGGAACCUGGCGCAGUCUCCUGAGGAAGAGGAGAUGCCACAUGGGUGGAUGAGAAAGCAGGCCCAGGAGCCUGUCAUUGGCUAACACAGGUCACCUGACCUCAUGUUCUAGAACAGGGUCACCUGACCUCACGUUCUAACCAAGAGCUCACCAACGAGACAUUUCUUUAUUUUCACGUUCUGAGCUCAGUCUGUGUCUUUUUCCUUUUGUUUUUCUGAGGCAAUGAGAAGCACACAACACUACACAACACACUCCCUUUCACACACAAACCAAUCAUUUUAUUUAUAACCCACAGUAUAACAAUAUAAUUAGCAAUUAUUUACUAUUUAAUCCCAGCUGUUCGUUGUAUGAUUAAGGCUAUGAAUGCUUCAUCGUCUCAAACAGAGGAAUUUUAAAAAAUGAAAGUAUUUCACAGCUAUCUUACUAACCUGUUAUUAUUACACUAUUAUUAAUAGCUUUCUGGACUUUUCUGGAUCUUUGGUAAAUCUAUAUACUAGCAUUGCGUGGUCGUUGUUCUGAUCCGGUAAAGGGCUUUUCAACCAUGUGUGUCAUGUCAUGGUUGCUGUGCAGAAAAACGACUGACGUUGAUUACCAAUAGGUUAUGUUGAUAAUAUUUUUUUAAAAGUUGUUUAUUUUAGUGCAGUGAAAUGGACAUAACAGUGUUAACACCAGUUUUUAGUGCACUUUAGAAGUGCAGUUCUAGAAUACUGAUCUUGAAAAAAAAAAUGAAUUCGCUCUUCUCCUAAUGUUCUGGGAGAAUUGUUUUUUUGGUGAAAUAUUUAUAUUUUGUACAUUUAGAAGGUGAAGAUGUUUAAGGCACCGUUGUGUUAGAGGCACAGAUACUCGCAACUCCAUAGGCCACGCUUUUCAGUAACUAUUUCAGACAAAGUGGCAAACCUGCAUGUUGAAAUGGGACCUUUUGUCUUCAACACAGGACUGUAAGACUUGACGGAAAUAUUUGGGGUCGUUUUCAAGAGACGCAAGGGCUUGGGUGUAGGGAAAAUUACUAUUAUUUAUUUUUCCGUUACCAUCUCCAACAGUUUCAAUCUAAUAUUUGCUUUCACUGUUAUGCCAAGAAUUCUGCUUGUGAUUUUUGCCAUUUUCACCCCUAAGGGAUCUUUGGUUUUGAAUGCACCCAGAACAGAUUACUGAACAUUAUUGAAUAUUCACUCCUGAAAAAGUCUGCCUGUUUUUGUGGUAGGCUGGUUACACAGUGGGUCGCAGUUUGAUUUAUUUACAGCUCCACACUUGAUGUUUAUGUUGUAAUGUUCAAGUUUAAGUUUUUUUUGCUUUUUGCAUACAUGACAUUUAAUGUAAAGCCUUAUUGAAUUGAUUUGUUUUCUAAUAUAAGCAUUGCAUUGCUUAAAAUGAAGGAAUGAAAAAAAAAGUUUUUAUUUUGA
Messenger RNA from Engraulis encrasicolus (European anchovy), 9562 nucleotides. It is a transcript of the gene usp54a, whose product is annotated as ubiquitin specific peptidase 54a. The record is from RefSeq and is a predicted model, not a curated record. Gene Ontology annotation, molecular function: cysteine-type deubiquitinase activity. The coding region runs from base 1721 to 7069 and encodes 1782 amino acids. Gene Ontology annotation, biological process: protein deubiquitination. NCBI's taxonomy places the organism in Eukaryota, Metazoa, Chordata, Actinopteri, Clupeiformes, Engraulidae. The transcript is spliced from 22 exons.